Messenger RNA from Peromyscus maniculatus bairdii (prairie deer mouse), 4536 nucleotides. The record is from RefSeq and is a predicted model, not a curated record. Lineage: Eukaryota; Metazoa; Chordata; Mammalia; Rodentia; Cricetidae.
CCUGUGAAAGGGAGUGAGGCAUGGAGAGCCUGGCCAGGAAAGAGGGUAUUAUGACUUCUGGGGUGCGACUCCCUCCUGGAGCAGCCACACCAGCUUAAGGCGACAGUGACUAGCCCAUCCACUACUCACUUGCUCACCAGUGCAUUUUAGUUUACUCACAUUACCUGAAGAGCACUCAGCUGUGCUGGCCUUACUGCCUUGGGUGUUGGCAGGCUGGGCGGGCAUCUUAGUCCAUCAUUAUGCGGAGGUGUUGGGACACAGAGCUUUCAGUGCCUGGGGAGCAGAGUGGCCUGUACUUCAUUCUUAGUGACAUCAAGUGUAAAGUGGAUGUGCUAAGAGCAGAGAUCUUCGUCAAGUGUUACCAUUGGUCUAUGAAGGUCUUUCUGAUUGAUACUGUGCUAGAGGGCACUGUGAAGGCUUGCACACCAGGUGGGUUGUAACUGAAGUUUAUGCUUUUCUACACCGAGUUGGGAUUGGCUGAAAUUCCCCUGAGCACUACUGUCCACCCAAGAACUGUGAGUGUCCUGAGUCCAGGGUGGGAAUAGAGGUAGCAAGACUAGGGAAGCCUUUAGAGCUGAAGGAGGUUCUAAAGGAUAGAAAGCCCCAAGUUGUGUGAUGGAUGCUUUGACCCCUGCUUCUUCCUCAGCUCUCCUCCACCCUCUUUUCCACAGUGAAUACCUACCUCUUCAUGGUGCAGGCUCAAGGCAUCCUGCUUCGGGACAACGUGAGGACCAUCGGUGCCCAGGUGUAUGAGCAGGUAGUCCGCAGCGCCUAUGCCAAGAGGAACAGCAGCCUGAACGAUUCAGAUUAUCCUCUGGACUUGAACCACAGUGAAGCCUUCCCCACAACCACGACAUUUCUUCCUGAAGAUUUCACCUACUUCGCCAACCACCCUUGCCCAGAGAGGCUCCCUUCCAUGAAGGGCCCAAUAGACAUAAACAUGAGUGAAAUCAGAAUGGACGAUAUUCACGAGCUCUUCUCCAGAGACCCAGCCAUCAAGCUCGGAGGCCACUGGAAGCCUUCGGACUGUGUGCCUCGAUGGAAGGUGGCCAUCCUCAUCCCCUUCAGGAACCGCCAUGAGCACCUCCCAGUCCUCCUGCGACACCUGCUCCCCAUGCUUCAGCGCCAGCGCCUGCAGUUCGCCUUCUACGUGGUCGAGCAAGUUGGCACCCAGCCCUUUAACCGAGCCAUGCUUUUCAAUGUGGGCUUUCAAGAAGCCAUGAAGGACUUGGAUUGGGACUGCCUGAUCUUUCAUGAUGUGGAUCAUAUACCCGAGAGUGACCGGAACUACUAUGGCUGUGGACAGAUGCCCAGGCACUUUGCGACCAAACUGGACAAAUACAUGUACCUGCUUCCCUACGCAGAGUUUUUUGGUGGAGUAAGCGGCUUGACUGUAGAACAGUUUCGGAAAAUCAAUGGCUUUCCUAACGCCUUCUGGGGCUGGGGUGGAGAAGAUGACGAUCUGUGGAACAGGGUACAAAAUGCAGGCUAUUCUGUGAGCCGGCCAGAAGGGGACACGGGAAAAUACAAGUCUAUUCCUCACCACCAUCGAGGAGAAGUCCAGUUUCUUGGAAGGUACGCUCUGCUGAGGAAGUCAAAGGAGCGGCAAGGGCUGGACGGCCUCAACAACCUCAACUACUUUGCAAACGUCACGUACGACGCCCUGUAUAAAAACAUAACUGUCAACUUGACACCCGAGCUGGCUCAGGUGACUGAGUACUGAGAUGUGGAGAGAAGCCGCAUCCGCCUACCCACCACCCCUCAGAAGCGCUGUGGUGCGCCAUCCUGGGGGUCAACACAGGACGAGGACAGAAGGAGAGUGGAGUGCAGGACCGGAGGGUUCCAGAAAACUGUCACAGAGUACACGCACAAAGGCCUUCACUGUGGGCUCAAACAGGGACAGGCGGCUUGGGGACACCUCUCAUCAGCACUGGCUUCAUUCUACAAGACAGACAUCUGCCCUGCUGCUCUCUUCUGUCCCCACCCAGGGCCAGGCUAGGUGCCCCUCGGAUAGAUGGAUGGCCGGGCCCAGAGGCCGCCAUGGCAGCCACCCCUGGCUUGAAGCAGGAGGACCCACCUACCACACCGUUCGUUCUCUGCACCUCUGUGUCUUCUUUUCUUCCUUUCUUUCUUUUCUUCCCCCCCUCCUUUUUUUUUUUAAAGAAAAUUACCUGCUUUGGUGGGGACUAAGGGUGGAGGGGGGAGGGACCUGGGAUGGUAGACACAUUAACAGUCACUUCUUGAAGAAGUGUAAUUGUAAAUAAGCCAUGUAAAAUGCCUUUUUAAAGUUUAAUUUUAUAGCUGGCUCCACUUGAAAGUGAGGGCUUCAUAUAUUAGAUGACCUUGGGGGGCAAACAUAACUGAGUUACCACACAGUUGAAGAACAGCAUCUCCAAAUCCCUGUCAUUUCAGAAGGGAGUGGACACAGGGCAGAGCAAAGAACUUGUCACUGCAGCCCCUCCCCUCCCCUCCCCUCCCCUCCCCUCUCUUCCCCUCCCUUCCCGUAGGUCUUCCUCAGAGACCUAACAGCUAAGCAGGGACUGCUCUUAGUACCACAGUGCUCUCCGCUCUUACAGGCCCCUCAGUGCCGGCGGGGGGAGGGUUGAGGGGGGCAGGGGCUGGAGAACAGGAAGUUUGAGGCCAGUGUAGGCUACAUAGCAAGUUCCAGGCCAACCUGUGCUGUGUAGCAGGGUCCCCCUCCCCCAGGAGGGGUGACACUGUGUACCUCAGCUCUCUGGACUUUGUCCUUCAGCAUCUCAGAGUCGCUGUUGGGUGAUGGGUGGCGUUCCCCUUUCUUUGGAAAUCGCCUUAUUUCUCAGAGCUGUGCUUGUGUGACCAGCUGGCUUCAGUGGUUUCUCUGUUUCCCUUUUUGGUUUCUGGGAAGAUGCUGUGUUGUGCUAACGAGCAGUCGAUUGGGAAGGGCUCAGCCAGGGAGCAGGUGGCACUGGGGUGCUGUGUGUCAGCCAGGGUCCAGGUGAGGUCUCACCAGAGCUUUGCCGGGCAGCCAGCAGAGGGCCCCUGCUUCCUGAUGGCCGUUCCUAAGCUGCACUCAGAAGGGUUCCUCCUUCCUGAGGCAGCCCUUUCCUGCCUCUGCCCCUGCGGCAGCCCUGCCCCUGCAGCAGGGCUCUGGGUGGUGAGGAUGCUUUCUCGAGGCCUCCAGCUUCUGUUCUUUGCCUUUUUGCCUUCAGCCCUUGACGUUCAUGGUUUACAUAGGUGGGUGUGGGGUGUGUAAAUAUGUGGGGUUGGGGUUUUUGCACCGCACAAGUUGGUUCUGUGGACAUAUGAUCCCCCAGACUGUGGGAGUGAUUGGCCAGGCCGUGUUUUUUUUUUCCUUGUUUUUGUUCUUUUUGUAGAAUAGAGUGGUAUCUAGGGAACAGAUGGCAUUGCAGAAUGCUUCCCGCUCGUAUGAGAGAGCAGGUGCCUGCCCUUGAGAGCGCUGGUGAGCUGCGUCAUCUGUUUGCACUGGCAAGGAGCUGCUCGGCCGCGUUGACUUGCCUUUGUCUUACGGUACACACAGCGUCCAGACUGUGUUGGCCCCAUCCCGACCCUCUGCCCUUCCCUCGUCAGUUCUGCAGAGCUGGGGGUGGAACCCGUGGCCUCACAUGCCAGGCAAGAGCUCUGCCACUGAGCCGUGGGCCCAGCCCUCACUCCCUCAUCCCCCUGUCUGUGCACUGAGGGCCAGGAGCUGCUUGCAGUGUGGCAGAGCCAUGGUCCUUUGGAGGGGCUUCCAGGGAGGGACAGAGGCGCACGCAGCAUGUGUCCUGGUUGAAGCUCUGCGACCUCACACUUGCCACAGGGUACUGCUUUGGGCCAAAGGCUGAUACUUGAUUUAAGAAAGAAAAUGCCGAUUUGGGGACAAAAGAAAGGGUCUUUUUACUGCUCAAAGUGGGGUCACUUCAAUUCUUUUGCAAUCAUGUCCAAGUUUGUUUUUAGUGUGGACUCUCAGUGGGCACUGUCGAUCAUUGUCCACCAAGUCACAUGCUGAGUGGGAAAUGUCACAGUCAAAUCCAUACCACCAGGCCACACGUUAGGCCACAGGAUGCUUAAAGAAAAUGACAGCAAGAUGCGAGUGUGACCUUGGUGUAUUCUGGCAGCUGAGAUUAUUCAAUGCUACAGAUGAGUGACCCUUAAACCAGCCUUGUCCUGGACUGCCUUGUGUCCGGAAGGUUCCCCUUCACACAGGGCUGCUUUUGGGGGCAGAGGGGUUUUGCAGAACUUUGGUUUUGCUAAAACAGGGACUCUGGUCAACGCUUCCCUUCCUCAGAGGACCGUGCAGAGCAGCAGGGUGUGGCCUGACUGGUGAGGCAGUGAGCGCAGCUAGCUUAUUCCACCAUUGCUUCUGUUUGUUUCCAGCCUGCUCUCUGUUUUAAAAGGUGCCAGGGGUACAUUUUUGCACUGAAAUCUAAAGAUGUUUUAAAAACACUUUUCACAGAAAAAGUCCUUUGUCAUUACAUUAUUCACUCAUGUGUUUGUACAUUUUUGUAUGUUAAUUUAUGAAUGAUUUUUUCAGUAAAAAAUACAUAUUCAAGAACCAAA